Motacilla alba alba is the source of this 1706-nucleotide messenger RNA. It is a transcript of the gene GFUS, whose product is annotated as GDP-L-fucose synthase. NCBI's taxonomy places the organism in Eukaryota, Metazoa, Chordata, Aves, Passeriformes, Motacillidae. Gene Ontology annotation, biological process: nucleotide-sugar biosynthetic process. The coding region runs from base 16 to 1227 and encodes 403 amino acids. The record is from RefSeq and is a predicted model, not a curated record. The transcript has 11 exons. Gene Ontology annotation, molecular function: GDP-L-fucose synthase activity.
CCCCUGCUCCCGGGCAUGGACUACAUUUCCCGACGAGCCAAGCGGCAGCGCCCGGUGACGGCGGCGGAAGAAGCCGAGCGCAGCCGAACCCUCACCGGGCCGAGACGAACCGGGCCGAGCGAAGCCGAACUCAGCCGAGCCCCUAACGAGCUAACCCGAGUGACUCCGAAUCCAGCCGAGCCACCCCCGAGCCGAGAGCGGCCGAACUCAGCCGAGCGGAUCCGAGCGCACCCGAGUGGCCCCGAAUCCAGCCGAGGGGUUUUGGCCAUGACGGAGGUGACCAAGCGCAUCCUGGUGACAGGUGGCACCGGCCUGGUGGGCAGAGCCAUCGAGCAGGUGGUGGCCGACGGAGAGGGGCGGCCGGACGAGGAGUGGAUCUUCGUGUCCUCCCGAGACGCUGACUUGACGAGCAGCUCCGAGACCAAAGCCCUGUUUGAGAGGCACAAGCCCACCCACGUCAUCCACCUGGCCGCCAUGGUCGGAGGCCUCUUCAAAAACAUCCGCUCCAACCUGGAUUUUUGGAGGACAAACAUCCACAUCAACGACAACGUCCUGCACUCUGCCCACGAGUCAGGGGUGCAGAAGGUGGUCUCCUGCCUCUCCACCUGCAUCUUCCCAGACAAGACCACCUAUCCCAUCGACGAGACCAUGAUCCACAACGGGCCGCCUCACAGCUCCAACUUUGGCUACUCCUACGCCAAGAGGAUGAUUGAUGUCCAAAACAGGGGUUAUUCCGAGCAGCACGGCCGGCGCUUCACCGCCGUCAUUCCCACCAACGUCUUCGGGCCCCACGACAACUUCAACAUCGAGGACGGCCACGUCCUGCCAGGGCUCAUCCACAAGGUCUACCUGGCCAAACAGUCCGGCUCUGCUCUGACCGUCUGGGGAACGGGCAAGCCCAGGAGACAGUUCAUCUAUUCCCUGGACCUGGCCCGACUUUUCCUUUGGGUCCUGCGGGAAUACGAUGAGGUGGAACCAAUCAUUUUGUCAGUGGGAGAAGAAGAUGAAGUCUCCAUCCGGGAAGCGGCAGAGGCCAUCGUGGAGGCCAUGGAAUUCAGGGGAGAGCUCGUUUUUGACACCACCAAAUCCGACGGGCAGUUCAAGAAGACAGCCAGCAAUGCCAAGCUCCGGCGGUACCUGCCCGGAUUCCAGUUCACACCUUUCAGGAAAGCCGUGAAGGAAACCUGUGCCUGGUUCAACGCCAACUAUGCCAACGCCAGGAAGUGACGGCACCGGGACCACCUGGCACCGGGAUCAUCCUCUUCAACUCAGGGUUGUCCUUUGCUGGGGCAGAGGACGGGGCUGGGGGGGUGACAGUGACAUUUCCAAAGUAAAAAUGGGAGCAGCUCCCACAUUCCUGCCCCGCUGCUGGGAGCGGCGCAGGACGCCCAGGGCAGCGGGGAGGAAAGUUGGGGCAUCCCAAAAAGAUCCCAAAUCAAGUGGUAGGAGCCAACUGGAGCCUUCACCAUGGCUGUGUCCAAGAGGGUGGUGGCUCUGAGCUGUUAAUGAGCUACACUAAUUACCUGCAAUUAGGUGUGAUAAAGGGAAGGCAAUCGGCAAUCCAGGGCAUGGAAAUGGCAGCUGGGAAUUUGCUGCUCCUCUUGGCGCAUGGGGAUGAUCCCACAGCCCCCUAUCUCAGGAUAGGAACGGGAAAGACUCCAGCUGUAAACGUGGCAUUUAUUAAAAUAUAUGCAAAUAGCAUAAAA